AAUCAGCCGCUCUCUCGUGACGACCUCUCUUCUCUUCACUCACUCCCACCAUUUCUCCAUCACGCACGGCAGGGGUCUUGGAAACCAGGUGAAUGGCGGUCCUGCGGUCUUGGGUGAACGACGCGAAUCGUGGGUUUCAUGGCUAACAUAUCGAGAGCAGGAUGAUGACAUCAAGUGUGCAAAUAACAUAAUGAAGUUCGCAAGGGACUUUGUUUUAGAGUCACCCCAAAGAACCACUUGAAUCGUCACUUUAAAAGCACAAUGGUGUAUCCGCUUGAAGAAAUCAAUAUCGUACGAGAUGAAUGGGUGGAGUCAAGUCUACCUUAUCCCAGUGUUUGAUGAGAGCUCGUGCUAGCUAGCACUUGAUUCUUGCAAGUGGAACUGAAGGUGUGGAAGGUUUUUGCCAGAGAUGGAGUUUGCAUGGCCGUCUUGCAGAUACCAAGGACAUUGUGCAGUUUAAUAAAUCAUCUCAAAUCUUAAAUAAUUAGCUAUUAUUUCCAAGUCUCUUUUAUCAUUAUCAGUGGCUCAAGGAAAUAUUUGAAUUUGGAAUUUUCACUCGACACUUACGUGACUAAGGAAUUUCCAGAAGCUUAAGAGAAGAUAUUUUGCAGAUGCCACCUAAACGUCUUCCGAAGCUUGACAUCCCCCUAGAGGAUCAUUACGUGGGUCGUCUCUCCUAUAGGGGUUCAGGGAGGCUAACUAAAUUGAAGAAGAAGUUUGAGGAGUAUGGAUUGUUGGAUAGGGCCAAAGAGUCUAUUUUUGGACAAUUUUUCAAUGCCCCCGAAUUUACAUUCUCUGGGGCAAUGGUGCACACCAUACUUCUACGAAGGAUCAAGUCUCUGCAAGAGGAUGAGCUGCACUUCUUGAUUGGCAGCACACCUUGUAAGUUUGGGGUGCACGAGUUUGCCCUUGUUACCGGCCUUAAUUGCAGUUGUCCACCACUUGCUAUUGAGUUACAACCCCAUUUGACAUCCUCCCGUAUCAUUGAGACAUAUUUCAAUGUGCAAUCCAAUAAAUACAUUAAAUUUUUAAUGUUAGAACGAGCAUUUACCAUGUGCGAUCAAGUUGAGGAUUUGUGGAAGCUUGGGUUGGUUUAUUUUGUGGAGGGAGUACUCAUGGCCACCGAGAAUGAGGGGUUUAUUUGGCGAGAUUCACUGUUGAUGGUAGAGGAAUUAGAUUACUUUUACAAAUAUCCAUGGGGAUCCCUCUCUUUCGAUCAAACUAUGAAACAGUUGGGCAGAGAUAUGAAAGCUACUGGUGCUAGUAUACCUGUUAAGAAGGUUAAGAAGACUAGAGAGGGAGAAUCUGUGAAACGUGUGCAGGUUGAGUCGAAGUACACAUGCAGGGGAUAUCCACCAUCCCUACAGUACUGGGCUUACGAGGCUAUUGUUGAUUUAGCAAAUACAUACGCUAAGCCGUGCGGAGUGAAGUUCCCUAGGAUGCUCCAAUGGGAGAGUAUAGGUCAGCCGAAGCACCUUGAUGUGAAGGAUAUACUUGGGAAGAAGCGUGUGGCAUGCAUUCCCUUUCUCAGGCCUCGACCAGAUGAGCGACAAUUCUUUGAAACGAUAUACGUGAGGACAGAAAUGGACGCUCCCAGGUAUGCGAUGUUGAAGGAUAUGAUCCAGCCUGCGCCUGAGGAAGGAAGAGCUUUCGAUGCUGCUGCAGAGGCGGCUGCAGUGGCUGAAAUUGCUAAACAAGCUGGCAUAUUUGUAGAGGCAGAGGAGACGGAGGGUGCACCUAAUACUACUGCACAACCUGAUGCAGCCUUUGCUAGAGUCUCUUUUGAGGCUGUGGUAGCUGAGAUGGUCACAAUCAAAGUUGCAAUGAACGAAAUUAAGGCCACGCAAGAGACUGUGCUUCAGAAUCAACAAUUUAUCAUGGAUAAGCUUAAUGCACUUAGUCACAUACCUACUGAUUCAAAAGUAGUGGAGUAUGACAUCGUCCCCACGUGUUAUGAGCCUCCAGUAUAAAGGAACACGAUGUUUUAUGGACUUGGAAUUGUCUAAAAUAAGAGCAUGCAUUCCUUCAUCAUUUGUGAUUUCAAUGUGAUCCAAGUAAAAAUCAAUGCAUGUAAAUGGGACUUCCAAUUUUAAGUCAAACAAUGACUUAUCUAGGCUUAGCUUUGUAGACAACUUGGCCAAUAACUUAGUGUAACAAACCUAACUUGCUACAUGUAUUAUAAUUCCAUUUCUCUCA
Molecule: messenger RNA, 2196 nt
Organism: Humulus lupulus (European hop)
Lineage: Eukaryota; Viridiplantae; Streptophyta; Magnoliopsida; Rosales; Cannabaceae
Exons: 8
Coding region: 612-1970 (452 amino acids)
Source: RefSeq, a predicted model, not a curated record